CCAGCUCUCCAAUCUGUCGAGAGUAUUUUGGACUCUCACCCUGUCCUUUGAACCAGGAAACGGGCUCAAAACUUUCAGGAAACUGCUCGGAUUCAAGGCCAGACGCUUCCUGUUUCGUUGCUGUGCAUGCCCCACCUCGAAGGCCCAUAUCGCUGGGGGGACUCCCCGCUCCUUCGGCCCCUUUGGCAUCUGAAGCCUUGCUGGAUUUGUGGCAAAGAGCCAGGUGAUAUUGAAAGAUGGCGGAGAGCUCUGAGGUGCAUCCAAGUCUGGAGGGCAUCUUUCACGUUUUGGCCCAGGUACCUGAGGAGAGGCUGACUGGCUACAAACAUAAACUGAGCUGCGAGCGGCAAGACCAGCGGAGCUCUCAGCUCCUACAAACCAUGAUCCUGUUGACUUUAAAACGAGAAACAGAGGCCCGGAGAAACCUGGAUGCUUUGCGGGGUGACCCAGUGGCGGCUCGCAUUUCCCACUACAGCAAUGCUACGGCAAACACGGCCAAUGUUGUUCCUCCUCUGCAGCAGCAGGAGGGGGAGGCUGAAGUGAGACUGGCCAUUGCUCGGAUCUACUCACUGCUGGUGGAUGCAAAAUGGUGUGGUUGUGCACCCAGAGACAAGGCCUACCGGGCAGCCAUUGCCGCAUUCCGAUCCAGUGGCAUUGGCGAGGACUGUCUCCGGAGUCUCACAGAUGAAGCCUUGGAGAAGUGUGGGAUGGGCUUCACAUUUGGCUCAAGGGAAACAGGGAAGACCCCAAGGGCGAGUGAUCCGGUGCCAGUCCCAAACUCCUUGGAUCCUCAGCCGCUCCGAUCCACUGGAAGCCCGACCUCCUUCGUGAGCCACUUGGAGAUCAGCCAGUCCCUCACGGUGCCCAUUUGUACGCAUUCGGUGCACUACGGCACUGGGAUCAGCAAGCUUUGCGGCGAUAUACAAGAUGCCGAAGAGAGAAACAGAGGUGAAUCACUAGUGGGUAGAGAGGAAAAGUACGAAGAAAGCAGUGAUCUCAAGAACAGCCGUUGCUCUUCCUUCAAUCCAUCUGUCUCUAGGGUCUCGCCUGAAAGGAGUGUGCAGUGCCCUGAACCUGCAGCUGAAAAGCAAGUUCCUCCAAAGAGCUUGCCGCAUGAUCCACAAAUUCCGUCUGCAGAUUCAGAGCAUCCACAAAGUUCCGUGGCAAAUUCAUCUUCCUCAAAGCCAUCCUCAAAAACUGUUUCAGGCCCUCCACUGGCUGUGCCCUCGCCGAUGGAUCUGCAGGUCGAAGAUGAAUUCUUCACCUUCGUCGUGGUUCAUGCUGGUGAAGACGAGGCCAUCGCCUGCCGUGUCAAGGCCCAGCUGGAGAGCAUGGGGGUCUCCAAUGGAGCAACCUACAGUGAGGAUUUCCUCGUUCCCGGCCGCUGCCAGCUGGACUGCUUUGAGAACGCCUUGGACAAUUCGGCCUUCACCCUCUUCCUCCUGACGGAGAACUUCAAUAGCAGGCUCUGUGCCUACAAGACCAACGUGGCGCUCAUGGACUCCUUCACUCGCUUCUGCAAGGUCAACACGGUGAUCCCCUUCAUCCCCAAGGAGAGGCCCCUCGAGCCGAAGCAGAUGCCCCUCUUAUUGGCGUGCCUGGUGCCAAUGGAUGAGAACUCUCCCGUUUUCCCCAAGCGGGUCAAGAAUACCUUCAGAGAGAAGGAUAUCCAAAACAAGAAAGCAGCUUGGAGACUCCGGAGGCAGAUCCAGGAGAAGGAACGGUUGCAAGAGCAGAACCAGGAAGACCAGCAGCUACUGCAGCGUCUUUCGGUGCUUGACAUGAACAUGCCUUAUGUGGCGACGUCCCCGCAAGGAUUUUCAGGUCAUGCACCACAGCAGUGUUUUUAUCCUUCUCUGGGAAUGCCUCAACUUCCACAAGGCCCUGACCUGCCUUCUCUCGGCCCGUCCUUCAAGUUCUCCCAGGGCUUUGGAGGCGCUCAGCCGUCGCUGAUCAUUCAGAACGCCCAAAUGGUGCAAAUCGGAGACUGUAACAACAUGCAGGUGGAGAGGACCAAUGCAACGCUGGGCACAGCCGAGGAAAACGGCGUUGUGAAUCCAUGACUGAAAAUAAAGCCCUUUAAUAGUUA
Molecule: messenger RNA, 2089 nt
Organism: Anolis sagrei ordinatus
Lineage: Eukaryota; Metazoa; Chordata; Lepidosauria; Squamata; Anolidae
Gene: TICAM1
Product: TIR domain containing adaptor molecule 1
Biological process (GO): positive regulation of myeloid dendritic cell cytokine production; lipopolysaccharide-mediated signaling pathway; positive regulation of canonical NF-kappaB signal transduction
Molecular function (GO): protein kinase binding
Source: RefSeq, a predicted model, not a curated record